AUGUCGUUGUUACGAUCAUCUCGGAAUAUCUUGCUGAAGAACCUGCCCGAAGAGCUGGUCUUACGUAUCCUCACCUUCUUGGACAUACCCGAUCUACUCGCCACGUCCCGAACCUCCCACCAACUCCGCACCCUCUCCCUCGACUCCGUCCUCCACACUCACCGCCUCCGACACUCCCACGCCCUGGUCUCAACCCUCUACCCUCUCCGCCCACAUCUCUCCACCCUGCAACCUCCCACCUCCACAAUCUACCUGACCGCCGUGCACAACCGCGCCCGCAUCCUCCACUGGUCCCUCGUCCGCGCUCGUCUGAACCGCUCUCUGAUUCGUCGGCCCGCGCUCUCCGAUCUUGUAUCCGCGAACAUCUUACCGCCGGAAUGCUGUCGUUUGGAUCGGAGAUCGGGCGAGUUUGUUUGGGGCGCUGGAUUGGCGGGUGCGUUGGUCGAGCCGAAGAGGCGGCUGGAGAGGGAGUAUUUGAAGGAAGGGUUGAGAGCGUUGUUGGAACGGAAGGUGAGGCGCAUCGGAGCGAGGCGGAAGGAGAGUGGAGGUGGAGUUGGGGUGAUGGUUUGGAGGUUUUCGAGGAAGCUGAAGCUUGGAGAGGGGAGGCGGGAGGGUGACUGCGAUCGCAGUGGUCGGGUGAGGGAUGUCGGCUUGAAGAGUGAUGGGAAGGUCAUGUCGUUGAAGAGAUUCUUCGAAGGGCGGUGUUAG
Molecule: messenger RNA, 708 nt
Organism: Zymoseptoria tritici IPO323
Lineage: Eukaryota; Fungi; Ascomycota; Dothideomycetes; Mycosphaerellales; Mycosphaerellaceae
Exons: 2
Coding region: 1-708 (235 amino acids)
Molecular function (GO): protein binding
Source: RefSeq, a predicted model, not a curated record